GGGUCUCGCUUUUGGCGGCAGCUACAGCCGCCGCGGCCGGAGCCGGCCUGAGACUUGACGCAGUCCCCGCCCCCACCUUACCCCAUUAUCCAAUCAGCGGCCCCACCACUCUCCUCCUAACCCGACGCUGCCGGCUUCCGUGCCGGGGCUACUGUCUCUUUAAGGAAACGACGCCGUUCCUCAUUGGUUGGCUAAGGCCGCCGUGGCUGCUUUUCAAGCAGGGGAGCGAGGGAGCGCGCGCGUGCUUGGGAGCGAGCGCGAGCCGGGGGCUGCUGCCGGGAGCGGAGCGCGGGGCUUUACCUGGGCGGCUGCACCUUAAGGGAGGAGCCGCUCAGGGGACGCGGAAAUGCACCAGCGCCCGGCAGCAGCAGCCUGGGCAGACCCCGCCUCCUUGCAGUAGCCCAGUUUCCAACUCUUCAUCCUUGGUCUAGGCAGCACCUUGCAGCCACUGCCCCUGCCCGCCCCGCUCCCCGUUUAGCACCAGCAGCCCACUGCUCCUCCCACGAGCGGCAGCCUCCGCAGGUCCUUUCCUUAUCCUCUUUACUCCCUGCUCCACCUCUUGCACCUUGGUCACGGUCUCCUCCCCACUCCUGCUAAACCGCACUACCGGCAACCGGGUCCCUCCCCUCCAGGGUUAUGGCACAGGACGCCUGCCCCAGCUCUGCACUCGCUGUAGAGGACUGUGCAGACAUGAAUCCCAGGAAGGUGGCUCUCAUCACGGGCAUCACUGGCCAAGAUGGCUCGUACUUGGCUGAGUUCCUGCUGGAAAAGGGCUAUGAGGUGCAUGGAAUUGUUCGCCGAUCUAGUUCUUUCAACACUGGCCGGAUUGAGCAUCUCUACAAGAAUCCGCAGGCUCACGUUGAAGGAAACAUGAAGCUGCACUAUGGUGAUCUCACAGACAGUACUUGCCUGGUGAAGAUAAUUAAUGAAGUGAAACCCACUGAAAUCUACAACUUGGGAGCGCAGAGCCAUGUCAAAAUUUCUUUUGACCUAGCAGAAUAUACUGCUGAUGUUGAUGGAGUUGGCACUUUACGGCUUCUAGAUGCUGUUAAGACCUGUGGCCUUAUCAACUCUGUGAAGUUCUACCAAGCCUCAACCAGUGAACUUUAUGGGAAAGUGCAAGAAAUACCACAGAAGGAGACUACCCCUUUUUAUCCCAGAUCUCCGUAUGGAGCAGCCAAACUGUAUGCCUACUGGAUUGUGGUGAACUUCAGGGAGGCCUACAAUCUCUUCGCUGUGAAUGGCAUCCUCUUCAAUCAUGAGAGUCCCAGGAGAGGGGCUAACUUUGUAACUCGAAAAAUUAGCCGAUCAGUAGCUAAAAUUCACCUCGGACAGAUGGAAUAUUUCAGUUUGGGCAAUCUGGAUGCUAAAAGAGACUGGGGCCAUGCCAAAGACUACAUUGAGGCUAUGUGGCUGAUGUUGCAAACGGAUGAGCCAGAGGACUUUGUCAUAGCUACUGGGGAGGUCCACAGUGUUCGUGAAUUUGUGGAGAAGUCAUUUAAACACAUUGGGAAAACCAUUGUGUGGGAGGGAAAGAAUGAAAAUGAGGUAGGCCGAUGCAAGGAGACUGGCAAGAUUCAUGUGACCGUCGAUCACAAAUACUACAGGCCAACUGAAGUGAUUGGAUGUCGGCAAGAUAAAGGAACCUGGACUCUUAAGUGCAACCUCUGCACUACAGUGCAACUCUGUGGGGAUGUUCAAAAUUAAACAUUUGGUUUAAGCAUUAAACAUUAAAGUUUUCCUUUUAAUUCCGAGGCCUGUGUUAAAGCAGAAUGGGAAAUGGUUUACAGUAUCUCCCAGUGUGGCGGAUUGCCACACUGAUAUUGUCAGAAAUUACAUAAUUUUCAUUUCUUUUUGUAAGAUUAUCACCAACAAUAGAAGGCUUAAAAAUUCUAAAUGUAAUUACAAAAAUAUAUUUUAAAGUAGGCUUAUAGUGUGUUCCUGGUAAUAGGUGCGCCUUACCUUUAAAACAUAGAUUUAUGGGGGGGGGCUCGGCCUUUAAGAGUAGGGAGCUUGUUUUAAUGAGUGACUUACUCAGUGGAAGCUCCCACUGCCACCACCCAUUCAUACUAGACAUGAUAGAUAUCAAAAGACCUAUCACCAAAGGAUGUUAUUGGCUCUUCAUUCACCUGCACUGCUCAGCCAGAGUUGCUAGCUGCUUUGUGGCAGACAGUCUACAAUGUGCAUCAGGCUGCUGGCACUCUGUAAAUGAGAACCUAGUCCUCUGGUCUCCCGGCUAGCUCCUUUACUACUCUCUGCACUCUGAGUGUCUCUUGCCGUACAUUGGAACAAGAAGAGGAGACAGCCUCCAUACCUGAUCCGCCACCAACAAUAUUUGGCCCCAUUCUCAUGACUUUAAUACUUUGGUAUGUUGGGGGAAGGUAGUCAACCUGAGUGGAUCCUCGUAUGUAGAGGUGGUGUGACGAGACUCCUAGAGGGAAGAGGGAGUCCUAGUGGGGAGGGAAAGAAACCAUAUAGCAGAUGAGAAUAAGGGAAAUUCCAAGGUGAGAGGGAGGCUGGAAAACACCCCAGUGAAUGAAAAAGGGAGGUGACUCUGAAGGGAGAAGAAAGUCAGUGCACCCUAGUGGGAGGAAGAGAAUAGAGAAGCAAGAGAUUGUGAAUAGAGCAAACACCAGGGGUGGGAAAGAGGGAGAGAUUUAGAUGGGGAAGGGGCAGAAGGAAAAGAGCCAGGUAUGCAAAGAAGGAAAGAAAAAAUCUGAAUGAAGAUAAGGAGAGAUCAGGCCUUAAGAGAAGAAAGGAGUAGUAAGUAAGGUUUUACUAUUUUGUGGGGUUUAGUGAAAGGUUUGGUACUGGAGUGGAAUGUAAUCAAAUGUUAAAAAAAAAAAAAAAAAAAAAAGCCACACAGCAUGUUUGCUUUUAUACAGUAAAUUAGGGGGCAUGAUUCUAAAGAACAAAAUGGAGGUUGGGAGACCUGGCUCAACAUGUGGGAUGGCUAUAGGAGACCAUAUGAGAGAUGGAAGAUACCUUGUUCUGGUUUAAUUUGAUGUUUACCGUAUGGAUUCUAGCUUAUAUUGACCUAUAUGGCCAAAAUCCUCUGCUGUGAGUGGGAGUGUACCCCACAAAUGGCAGGGAGGAGUGCAAAGGUGAAUUUAAACCAUCUUUACAUUCCCUUGACUCUGAGAUAGCUAUGUGUCUGAAGGCUGCUGUAACUUAUUUACAGCUUCCAAGGGCCUCAAGGGCCAUGAUGGCAGGUGGAAUGCAGGAGAGUUCUGGGAACACUUCUCAAUGUGCCAGAUCCCCUCUGCUGGCCAUUCUGCUGUUUAUCACACCAGUUUAGCAGCAUACUAAUUUCCAUGCCAACUAGUUGUGAUGUCACAGAGGGUUAUGACUUGGCAUGUAAAAUAAGCAACAGGAGAUGAACUUUUAAGAACCUAGGAAUUGCCACACCAGAUCAGACAAGUGCUCCGGCUAGUUCAGUGCAAGAAAUCCAAUAGUGAGCAAUACCUCUUUUCAGGGUUGGGCCCAUUUAUCAAUGGUGGAAGCUGUCUCUCUAAUCAGUCAUGCAAAAUGCUAAAAGCUGAACCCCAGACUGCGUUUUAUUUUUAUUAUUUAUUUAUACUUGUGGAAAGAUGUUGAUGUAGUGAGCCAGGAGCACCCCAAAUUUGUUCAAUCCUUAUUAUAAAAAAAACAGCUACAGAAUUCAACACCAGUAGUCCUUUAGAACACUGAAACUUACGUUAGGGAAACUGCAGUAUUUGGGGUGAUUACGGUAGACUGUUGUAGUCGUAGUAUCUUAAUAAGGGAGUUGAGGAUUGUUUUGACAGCUUAACAGGAGCCUGAGGGCAACUGCACCUAAUUUGCAUUAAGUGGAACACAUUGCAGCCCUCUUCCUUCUUAGUACAAAGGUGUGCCCCAUAGAAACUACAGGUGCCAACAUGCAGUGAUCUAGUUUAAUCCAAACAGAGAGGUCGGGACCUGUGUAAUCUUCGCAGUCCGCACCUCCCUGUUAAAGAUGUGGCUGACUGCAAGCCUACUGCUGUUGUACUCCACGAAACAAGGACUUACAAAAAAUGUGCAACCAAUAGAGUUAACUUUCAUCUCACACCAGUUCAAAAGGAGAAGCCUCUCAUUGUCACUCUCCUUUCAUAGUUGUCUGCUCUAGGCCAGUUCCGUCACUGAUAUUUAGCAUAGCAAAUAAAAGGGGGAAAUGACUGUCACAGCAGGGUAUUGACCUCUAGGGGUUAUUUUAUGUGCUACGAUGUUGAAAUUGUUACCCAUCAUCAUUAAACAGACAUUAAAUAGUCAUUAAAAACUCAUAGCAACCUUUUUCAUGUACCAAAUGAGCAAGUAAUUUAACGCUGUUAUUUAGUUGUGUGUGUGUGUGUGUACACAAAUGCAUGCAUUCAGCUGUUUGUCCUUAUGAGCAGAUAGUUGUGUAUAUGUAUGUACAGCUGUAUUUUCAAGGUUUGAUUUAUGAUGUAUUCAAGAGAUCAAAUUUAAAAGAAUGACUCUUGAGAAAAUUGUCUUUGUUUCAUAUACACUUGUUUUUCACUCUGCUGAUCAUACAUAGAUGAUGUUUCAACUCUGUAUAGAGCUACUUGUAAACAGCAGAAUUUGUAGUUCUAAACUAUUGGAACUUCAGCUCAAGAACAUGAAUCUCCUCUUGGUAUAAAUUACUGUGUGUAAAUAUUCCCUGAAAUCUUUUAGUAUUGUAAUACUAAGGCUUUUGAAUUGUUGAUACCGUGAGAAAGAUAUACAUCUAACACUUACAAGUACUUUAAAUCACUUCAGCAUAAUUCAUGAGCUAAUGAACAUUGAAUACAGGCUAUUCAUUUUCAUUAUAUUCGCAGCUUAUGUUCAGCCAACCUGAAAAGUGAAAUAGAAAUAUGUUAAAACAUGCUUGUAUCAUUUUACUGCCUUGAUUACAUUUAUUUGUAUGAUUGUACCCUCAUAACAGAGGAUGUAAUUUGCCUUCACUCUUCUUCUUAAUGUAGAACAUGCAGUUGGCGGGUUAGAAUUUUUCUUUCCAGUGGAAGUACAAAAGCUACAGUAAACUUUUCUAAAUACAACAAUAAUGGAAUAAGUGUAAGCAUUGCUUUUUACAGAGAACUUUAUGAAAAUCAAACUUUUCCACAAAUUUUUAAGAUGACUUUUUGGGGGGAAGAGGAUACAGAAGGGUGGCUUUUAGAGCUUAUGAAACAAUGGAACUAAUAAGACUGGCUACUAUAUAUCAAGGUAUCUUGAAGUCUUAUCCCUUGCAUGCUUCUCUGUAAAAUUCAGUCAGUGUCUUUUAAUCGAACCAUACUUCUUCACUCUGGUUCUUUAAUUUAACAUAGGAUGUCAGACAUGCCCGAUUGUGGGGUGGUUUGGUAAUUGUGACAAACAUCCACUGAUAAGGCAAAAUUCACUAAAUUCAUAUUCACCCUUUUCACUGGACAAAGAUUUCAACUCACUGACCAGCCCCUGCUGCCUUUCAUAUUGUUUUAUCUUGGAAGUUAGAAAUGUUAGUAAACUAAAUUAAGUCCUUACAUUCUUAACAGAUCAGUUUUAAAAAACUUGCCUUAGCAAAUAUACAAGCAGUUAUUUUUAUUAGGGUCCUUACAGUGUGUGAUGAAAUGAAACAUGUAUUCCAUAUCAUAAUGACUUGUGUCACACCUUGCUGGGUCAGAUUACCAUGCCAUUCAAAGUAUUUGGGGUUUAACACAAUAAAAUUGACAAAAUUUAAAA
Molecule: messenger RNA, 5688 nt
Organism: Chelonia mydas (Green sea turtle)
Lineage: Eukaryota; Metazoa; Chordata; Testudines; Cheloniidae
Gene: GMDS
Product: GDP-mannose 4,6-dehydratase
Exons: 10
Coding region: 637-1707 (356 amino acids)
Biological process (GO): GDP-mannose metabolic process
Molecular function (GO): GDP-mannose 4,6-dehydratase activity
Source: RefSeq, a predicted model, not a curated record